AUCCUCCAAGAGAAAAUGGUCAGCCAUCACAUUUACUGACUUCAGUGCUGAUCCUGAUUUUAGUGUUCAUAAUUUUAAUCAUUUUAGCUGGCUAUUUCUUUAGGUUCCGAAGACACAGGAAAGCGGUUGUAAAUUCCACUGAUAAAAAAAUGCCAAAUGGAAUCUUAGAAGAGCAAGAACAGCAGAGGGUGAUGCUUCUCAGACAGUCUCCUUCUGGCCCAAAGAAGUAUUUUCCUAUUCCAGUAGAGCUCCUGGAAGAAGAAAUCCGGAUAAGAGCAGCUGAUGACGGGAAGUUAUUUCGGGAAGAGUUUAAUUCAUUGCCACCUGGAUAUUUGCAAGGAACACUUGAGAUGGCAAACAAAGAGGAAAACAGAGAAAAAAACAGAUACCCCAACAUAUUACCUUGUAAGUAUUGCUGA
Messenger RNA from Pseudonaja textilis, 419 nucleotides. NCBI's taxonomy places the organism in Eukaryota, Metazoa, Chordata, Lepidosauria, Squamata, Elapidae. The record is from RefSeq and is a predicted model, not a curated record.